Molecule: messenger RNA, 351 nt
Organism: Gekko japonicus
Lineage: Eukaryota; Metazoa; Chordata; Lepidosauria; Squamata; Gekkonidae
Gene: PTH
Product: parathyroid hormone
Exons: 2
Coding region: 1-351 (116 amino acids)
Biological process (GO): intracellular calcium ion homeostasis; cell-cell signaling
Cellular component (GO): extracellular region
Molecular function (GO): parathyroid hormone receptor binding; hormone activity
Source: RefSeq, a predicted model, not a curated record
AUGACUUCAACCAGAGACAUGGCUAGAACAGCAAUCAUUUUAUGGGCAGUCUGCUUGUUCACCAAUUCUGAUGGAAAAGCCAUGAUGAAGAGGUCUGUGAGUGAAGUGCAGAUUAUGCAUGAUUUGGGGGAGCACCUUCAUUCUGCGGACAGGCAAAACUGGCUCCUUGAGAAACUACAGACUAUACACCAUGAUGGGCAGCCUGCUGAAGCAGCAGCAGCGGAUGCUAAACCUCGUGAAGCCAGGAGCUGGAGGCUGAUGCCUGAUCACUUGCAGACAAAGAUGCAGAAGAAGCAAAAGGACUGGAGCAAAGCGUACAGGGGUGUCACAUUUAAAACAAAGCCCCAGUGA